Molecule: messenger RNA, 1447 nt
Organism: Amphibalanus amphitrite
Lineage: Eukaryota; Metazoa; Arthropoda; Thecostraca; Balanomorpha; Balanidae
Product: ribokinase-like
Exons: 4
Molecular function (GO): kinase activity
Source: RefSeq, a predicted model, not a curated record
GUAUGAACUCGAUCGUGAUUGUGGCCGGCGCCAACAUGCUGCUCACUCCGGCUGACGUACAGGCGGCGGACGCGCUGUUCAACUCUGCGCGCGUGCUGCUCUGUCAGCUGGAGGUGCCGCUGGAGACCACGCUGGCGGCUCUGCGCGCCGGCCGUGCACACAAUGUGACUACCGUUGUGAACGCAGCGCCAGCCAUGCCGGUCAAGGAUAACGAGCUGUUUGAGCUUUCCGAUAUCUUCUGCGUCAACGAAACGGAGGCCGAGGUAAUGACCGACCUGCCGGUGACCUCUGUCGAGGAGGCAGAGCUCGCCGCCGCCGCGCUGCUGCGACGCGGCUGCCGCGCCGCUAUCGUCACCCUGGGUGCGCAGGGCGCCGUGUACGCCGCAACUGGACGGCAGAGCGUGCACGUGGCCGCGCCGCCCGCCCAGGAGGUGGUGGACACGGUGGGCGCCGGAGACGCGUUCCUGGGCGCGCUCGGCUACAUGCUGGCCUGUCUGCCGGGUCUGGCAGUCGAGGAGGCGGUGCGGCGCGCCUGUCACAUCGCCACAGCCAGCGUGGCUCGGCCCGGCGCUCAGGUCAGCUUCCCUCGGCGGGACCAGCUGCCGGCUGAGCUGUUUCAGCUCUGAGCUGGGGCUGGCGGGUGACCAAGGGCCGCGGGGGCUGUAAGAAACGGCACGUCUGGGGCCCACGGGCAACGUAGAUGUAGAUCGCAUGGGACCAGUGUAGUUUAGGAUACGGGGUUACCUAUUUGUUAUUCAUAUGCUUACGGGCCGAAUGAUAUUUGGGCACUUCAUUUAAUCGUGGGGAGCUUCAGUAUCGCAUUAUCGCUGGUCAUCAGUUACCAAAAGAGCCAGUAGUAAAGUUUGAUAUGAUUUGAGUAUCGAAGUGUUACUGAAUGUUGUUAUGAACCUGAUGUGAUGAGCCAGUGAAACUUUGUUCAGUUGAUCUGUGAUACUCUGGUAGCUUAUAUCGAAUGAUGGCGGGCUUCGACCUUUUGAAUGUUGUUUUACCAUUUGAGUUCGAUUUAAAAACUUGCUGGUGCAUCCAGAUUCUCAGGACCACAACUUACCAAACGCCCAAUCCGGUACAUGUCUUGUGGAACAACACAAGCUGGCAGUACGGAUUCACCCUUCUCUAUAUACGUUUGAGUCUUUGAUAGCUCAUGUAAUCGCUUGUCAUUUAGCGUUCAUUCCAUGAUAGUCGUGCGGGUAGCACUAAUUCCACGCUAAACGCUGCCUCCCCCAGAAGCGAUGUUGCCUUGUUGAUUGACGUUUGAUCGAAAUGAUGGAUCAAUUGCAUGCUCAUUGGGAACGGCGCCUAGAGCUUAUCAAUUUGGGUCGCAUCUGUUAGCACCAUUCUGCAUUUGAUAUUUUUAGUAUAUUAUGCGCAAUAUCAUGAAAUAUUAGUGUAUCAAUAAUGAAGGAAUUAAAUAUAUGCCACCAAAAUA